UUUCCUCGAAAGUUCCAUUUUUUCCCCCUGUAAAAUGUGUUAAAACGAAAAAAAAAAACAUAACCCCUCAAAUAUAAAGACAAAGCUCUCUCAAGUCAAGCUCUCAACUGUGUUCACAAGAACUUUCGCACCGCUUUCUUCUCUUCGCUGAAAAGUCCUUUCAAACUCUCUUUAUCCUCCGUGUCCAUGGACGCUCUCCUUCAAGUUUCUGUAGAUGGUUUCAGAUUCGACGGAUCUGGAUCCGGAUCUUGCUGCAAACCUAGAAACAACCUCGAGACUCAGAACCAGUCUUCCCCACCGACAGAUUCUCCACCGUCGAUAUGUCAGGACAACGCUCCCGUUCUCAAGUACAUUAACGACAUGCUGAUGGACGAAGAAGACUUCGUGGAAGACAAUUUAGCCUUAGAAGCCGCCGAGAGAUCCUUCCACGAGCUACUCCACCAACCACCACCUUCCGAGUCUUCUGACCAGAACUUAACUUCCUCCGGCGACCAAGACUGCAGCUUCCCCAGCACAACAACAACAACAACAGAUUCAGCAGGGUCGCUUGUUUCCAACGGAGAGUCUCAGAGAAAGUACCGCCACCGAAACGACGAAGAAGACGAUCUCGAGAACGGGAGGAGAAACAAACAGCCAGCGAUCUUUGUAUCAGAGAUGGAAGAGCUAGCAGCGAAGUUCGAGCACGUGUUGUUGGUAUGCAAAUCAAAUCAAGAAGACUCUUCAUCAUCAACAACAACAACAACAAAGAAACAGAAUCCUCCUCCACCGAACAAAGCAGCAGGACGAGCAAAAGGUUCCAAGGCCAUUAAAUCCAACGCCGUUGAUCUCCGUAGUCUCUUGACUCAAUGCGCGCAAGCCGUAGCGAGCUUUGACCAUCGCCGCGCUACGGAGAAGCUCAAGGAGAUAAGAUCAAACUCCUCUAACAGCGGAGACGGGAUACAAAGACUAGCCUUCUACUUCGCGGAAGCCUUAGAAGCGCGCAUCACAGGCAUCAUCUCGCCGCCGCUUUGCACCGCGUUUCCUUCGAGCACGACGUCUAUGGUCGACAUCUUGAAGGCUUACAAGCUCUUCGUCCACGUUUGUCCCAUCUACGUAGCCGACUACUUCGCUGCAAACAAGUCGAUCUACGAGCUCGCCUUGAACUCGACCAAGCUUCACAUCAUCGACUUUGGAGUUCUCUACGGCUUCCAAUGGCCUUGUCUGUUACUAGCACUGUCCAAAAGACCUGGUGGACCUCCAAAGCUACGCGUGACAGGAAUCGAGCUGCCCCAGUCCGGUUUCCGACCUUCGGACAGGGUCGAGGAGACUGGUCGGAGGUUGAAAAGGUUCUGCGAUAUGUUUAAUGUUCCGUUCGAGUUCAACUUCAUAGCCAAGAAAUGGGAAAGCAUCACUCUCGACGAGAUAACCAUCAUCCCAGGAGAGACAACCGUCGUCAACUGCAUCCACCGGUUACAAUACACUCCUGAUGAGACUGUCUCACUGGACUCACCGAGAGACACGGUCCUGAAGCUCUUCAGAGACAUCAACCCCGACCUCUUCGUGUUCGCGGAGAUCAACGGGACGUACAACUCUCCCUUCUUCAUGACGAGGUUCAAAGAAGCGCUCUUCCACUUCUCCUCCCUCUUCGACAUGUUCGACACCACCAUACAGGCCGAGGACGAGUACAAGAACAGGGCUCUCCUGGAGAGGGAGCUGCUUGUGAGGGACGCCAUGAGCGUGAUCUCCAGCGAAGGAGCUGAGAGGUUCGCGAGGCCUGAGACGUACAAGCAGUGGCGCGUUAGGCUACUGAGAGCGGGGUUUAGGCCUGCGAUGAUAAGCAGAGAGAUCUUGAAGGGAGCUAAGGAGAUUGUGAGGAAACGUUACCAUAAAGACUUUUUGAUUGAUGGUGAUGGUAACUGGAUGCUUCAGGGGUGGAAAGGGAGAGUCAUCUAUGCUUUUUCUUGCUGGAGACCUGCGGAGAAGUUAACAAGAGACGAUCAUAUAAUCAUUUGAAAAGUUUUUACUUCUUCUGCUGGUCUAUUGCUUCAUUAUUUUGUUUGCCACAAUGGUUUUGUAGAAUCUGUUUGUUGCUCAUGAAUGGAAUGCAUAUCUCAUCUUCCUGCAAGUACAUGUAUAUAUAUAGUAAUCAUGGAUUUGAAAAGAAAAAAAAUUUGUUUCAUCAUA
Messenger RNA from Brassica oleracea var. oleracea, 2163 nucleotides. RefSeq names its product scarecrow-like protein 11. Gene Ontology annotation, molecular function: sequence-specific DNA binding; DNA-binding transcription factor activity. The transcript has a single exon. Lineage: Eukaryota; Viridiplantae; Streptophyta; Magnoliopsida; Brassicales; Brassicaceae. Gene Ontology annotation, biological process: regulation of DNA-templated transcription. The record is from RefSeq and is a predicted model, not a curated record. Gene Ontology annotation, cellular component: nucleus. Bases 187 to 1992 code for a protein of 601 amino acids.